Messenger RNA from Electrophorus electricus (electric eel), 4985 nucleotides. The record is from RefSeq and is a predicted model, not a curated record. NCBI's taxonomy places the organism in Eukaryota, Metazoa, Chordata, Actinopteri, Gymnotiformes, Gymnotidae.
UGUCCAGACCAACAGAGAUUGAUGUUAAGUUAAAGUUGUUUCAUUAAAAGACAGCGGACUGCCGUGGAUCUGCAGUGUCUGAGAAGAGCCCGUCAGCGCUGUAGCUCCGCGACAUUUUAAAGCUGUUUAUGAUGGUUUUGCUGGCUGUGUUGAACGUGCCCCAGACGGUUAGCGUUACUAGCUAGUUAGCUAUGUUAGCCAGCUAGCUAGCCCAGUCGGAGUUGGGUUAGACGAACCUGCCUCUCUGCUGAUUGUCCACGUCAAGGGAAGACACAUGGACACUUGAGACGAAACUGGUAAAUCUGAAACGAAUGAGUUUGGUUUGAUAGCAGAAUCCUUGUUGGCUUUAAUUUUGUCGACAACAACAUGGAAGUAUGGAGAAUGGUAGCUAAACUAGAAUAGCUAACCUAGCCAGCGACAAACGGAAGUCGUGUAGCUCGUUAACGCUAGCCGAAUCCUCCUGUUUUAGUGCGUUGUUGUUGUUGUUGUUGUUGUAGCAUCAUUAUUAGUAAUCUAGCUAGCUGUCUUACUUGUAAAAUUAAUAGUUGACAUGUUUUCACCCUGACUGCCGUUCAGAUAGCUAGUACAUGCGCUAUGUGCAUAUACUGCACCGCAGUCUGGUUCCGGAUAGGCAUGGUUAACAGCAACAGAAACUCGACGCUUUGACACCUGUAGAUAAGGACAAUAAACAGCUCCGACUAGCUAGAUAAUGGUUUCGGAAUUUCAGUAGAAGUGCUUAAUGGCGUCAUGAUGUGUAUAUUUAAAAAUGGCAGUAUAUAAUUUAAUGCAGUCAAAAAUAGCUUGUUCUAUUGCCAGCCUUGUCUAGUCGUAAGCGUACUGCUUCCUUUCUGACGACCAGGCUUCUUUUUAAAGGCUUUGCAGUCGCGCAUCAUAGCGCUUCCCAAAUCCCUCCAUACCACAGUAUUUAUAAGCAUCGCUGCUUUUCCCAGUCGCCUGCCUUUGGUCCUGCUGUAGUUUGGAGACCGAUGGAUUCCCAAAAUACACUGGACUCUUCGGAGAAUAAUCAGGCAAAGAGAGUGGAACAGAGACAACGUUCCCGCCACAGCCACAGGAAGAACACAGAUUCGCCCCUCCAUUCAGAAAAACAGGAAGAGGAGUUUCAUGACGACUCUGAGAGCUUGCCAGUAGACCGGGCUCAGACCAGAACGGGGGAGCCGAGCCUGGACACAGAUCAGGGUCGGGAGCGUCUCUCAGAUGGAGAGCAGAGCAGCGCCUCAUUCUAUUCGGACAAUUAUGAGAACGUCUCUCUGUCUCAGAGGUCCCUGUCUCCACGGUCACUCUCUCCAUCACCACGCAGAGGAGAGAGGCCUCGGAGAGUUGCUAGCAGUCCCUUACAGCGGCCAGGUGUGCAUAAGGGUGCAUCUCGGCGCCCAGGUCCUCAGGCCCCGCCCCAUUACCCACACCCAUGUGGCUUGCGCGCUCAGAGCCUGGGCCGGGAUGCUACACCCAAAGGUGUCAACGCCCCAGCCAAAGGCGUGGACGCGGUGACCAAGCGUGUGCUGUCGGCGCGUGUGCUGCGGAUCAGCGAGCUUCGGAACGCCCUGGCUGAGCUGCGGCUGCAUGCCGACACGCUGCAGCGCGAGAACCACCUUCUGCGGCAGCUGCAGCUCCGCCAGGAAAGGGCGCUGCAGCGGCAUGGGGACGCCGAGGGCGAGGUGGCAGAGCUCCUGGCACGCCACGCCAAUGAGACACGUUCGCUACGCGAGAGGCUCCGCCGCGGGCGGGAGCGGGAGCGCAUGGCCGAGAGCGGCCGCAGGGAGUCUGACGCCCGCCUCCAGAGGUGCCGUGACCGGUUGCACAAGCUGCAGCGUCUGGUCAACGACCAACACCUGGGCGAGAGGGAGGAGCUGGCACGCCAGCUGAGCCUCAUGCAGAGCAGAGCGCAAGAGAGCGAACGUAGAGUGAAGGAGUUGGAGAAGAACAUGGAGUUGAGUAACGGGAGCUUUCAGAGGCAACUGGCCAGUGAGAGGAGGAGAACUCAUGAUGCCCUUCAGGAAGUCCAAGCUCUGCAUGAGGAAGUGGAGAGACUUGGUGUCAAACUAAAGGAGAGAGAGAAGGAGCUGGAUGUUUGGAACAUUUACGCUAACAGAAUGUCGAGAAGAGUUCCAAAGAAAGAGUCAGAGAGCCCCACCAAGAGAAAAGACUCCAGCGGAAGCAGCAGUAAAGCUGUUCAGACUGAAGAGAGGAUGCUCUCCCUGGAGUUACCCCCUCCUCCUCCUGCUAUGACCAACUGCGCAGAGUCGUCCCCUGAUGGUCAGGCUAAUGAGUACCUCUCUCUGAAGCAGCAGCUUCAGAGUAGUGCGCAGACGCAGAAGGUCACUGAAGGACGGAGGAGUCUGGAGAUAAAAAGAGAACGAGAGAAAGAAGAGGUGCAGGAGAGAGAGAUGGAGAACACCUCUGACUGGGAGAGGGAGAGAAGCGGGGAAAGAGAGAGACCUAAACAAAUGCAGAAAGAAGUGGAAAAAUUAAAGGAAGAAUACAGGGAGGAUGAUUUGAGAAUUGUUCAAGAGUUCAAAUCAAAUGAAGAGAGGGGAACGAGGGAAAGGAAUGGGUGGGGCAGAGCGGAAGAAGACAGGAAGAGGUGGCACCAGAGCCAGAAGGAGGAAGAGAAAAAGAAGUUUCAUAAACAAGGAGAAGAAGAAAAGUGGAUGAGAGAACCCGAGCUCCAGGCCAAUCAGGAGGAAGAGCGCCAGCGUAAAGAGAUGCUAUUGGCUAAGAUGCAUGAGAUUGACAUGCAAACUCAGGGCCACAACUCAGACUUCCUCUCAGAUGAGGCAGGAAGCAUUCACUCUCCUCCCCAGUUCUCGGUGUCCCAAAACCAGAAGAAUGGCUCCAUCUUCACCUUCACUGAGCCUCAUGAGGGUCUGAGCAUGUCUGGGGGUGGGAAAAGGGAUGGAGGUCUCAUGACACAGAGAACCAAUGAGGACAUUCACCUUGCCUUUGGCAGCUACACCCCUUCAUUUGGUAAACCUAACCCUCGAGAAGUGCUUGGUCCUCGGAACCCAAGCCAUGCAUCAGGCCAGUUGCCAGGAGAGGAAGACUCCAGGCCGGACCUGAGCAGUCUAGUGAAGGAGAGGAAGUCUAACCUCAUGCAGCAGCUGUUUGGCUCCACAGCCGCCUUUCCCCCUCCUGAUCCAACCGGCAAGAUGGAACUCCUCAGCUCUCCUAGCGAAGCCAGACCUCUAGCGGCAGCCCCGAACGGGCGCAGGCGGGACACGGAGACACCCCAGAGACUGAAGAGCAGUGACCUCUCCACCAGCAGGAACACUCUUCAUGUGUCAGAGGGCCGUCUCGCUGUUAGGGCCAUCACAACAUUCGAUGAUGACAUCGAGGAAGUCACGCUAUGAAAAGAAUAGCCUUCAUUUCCUGAAGUGCAGAUAGGUGUCUGUGAGAGAUUAAAGAUGCUGUCAUACUUUAGCAGAGUCUGUCUUUUAUGAACUUUUUUUCAUAUAAAGCUAUGUUCAGUUGGCAUCACACAGUGGAGUUGCUUUUCUGAUAUUCUCUUAGUUGUUGAAAGAAACUUUCUCUCUUACAUCCUUCAGAAAACCUGUACUGUCCUGGAAGUGUAUAGUGUCUGUACAUGAUGUAGUUUUAAGAGAGUUCCUCAUAUCAUAGAUUAUUAUUACACAUCAUUAUUCUGAGAAAUGGAGUUACAACAUUUUAUAUUUCAGUCAGGGAUUUUUAGAGGCACCCAAAGUUUUUGUUAAUAAGAUAAUGACGUGGUAUAAUUAUUCUGCUUGGAUGUUCGGGGCUUCUCCGUGAAUUUGAACUCUGCUCUGUGUAAGACUGGCAGACUUACGAAGCACUUUUGGUGCAUGCAUGACUGAAGACUGUCUCAAACUUGUACUGGCAUUGUAUGAGCUGCCUAUUCAGGCUGAAGAUCACUGGCCAAUGGAAACAGGCCAGUAGGACUCAUUCACACACAGCUAUGCUCCGAUACCAAGCAACAAAUGAGGGCAGAGUUUCAGAAACAGCAUUGCUGUGAUGAGACUUAACACUUAAGCUAUUUACAGUUCAAAGUUAGUACUUGUUAUAUCAUAUUAUCAUGACAUGUAUGCUAUAGGUUAGCACCUUUUGGAAACCAGUCCUUGAAUGUCUAUAGAAAAAAUGGAUACAUUUCCACUUCCUGAAUGGUCAUGAUGAAUUAGGUGUUAUUUUUUCUGCCCAGACUGCAGCUAGACUUUAGAUAAAUCCUGACAUGUGCUUAGAUUUGUAGCAGAUCUCACGUUUUACCAGGAAAUAGUAUAUUUUAUGUAUAAUGUAUCCUUUAUGAACUGUUUGUUUCUGAAAUGAUACAUUACCCUAUAGUUUGGCUGGUGUGUAAAAUACCAGCUUAUGAAUGUGGAAAGGCUGUUAAGGAUCUGUUGUUUUUAGUUAUUCCCAAAUACUUAUGGGCCUCUGUGAACACUUGUGAUCUGUUUAGCUUAUAUAAUUGAAAAAGAUGCAUUUUUAUUUAUGGACUUUGUUUUUAAUGUACCUGGCAGUCUUACAAUGUAUUAAAAACAAGGCAGAAAUCCAAUAGUGUGACCUGUACUUAAAGUGUCUCAGGGGAAGUCCUACCUGUAAAGAGGCUUUUAUAUUUUUGUAUGCUGAUAAUAAUCACCAUAAACUAAAUAGUGAAAGUAAUUCAGAAACAGUAAUUCAGCUAUGGGGAUGACACUGAAUGACAGCUAGGAACAUUUUAUGUCAUCCUUUGAGUUGAUUACUUAUGUAUUUUAAUAAAUAUUAAAAUAUUUCAGUUACAUAUUCUGUCCUCCUCCUAGUGAUGGAAAGUAAUGUACAAAACCGUCUGAGAAUUAUGUCCAGAGUGCAAAUGCAAAGUAUGUUUUCUUUUGUUUGUUUUUAAAGGCCCACAUACACACUUACAAGCUGUUUUAAAUAAUUAUUUUGAAAACACUAUUUUGCAGUCAGUAUUUGCAAAAUUGUAGGAACAUUCCACUGCAUUAAAGUCUUCUGCUCUGGUA